AUGGGUCCCGCAGAUGAUUUUAUGCUGAGCCUCGGAGAUAUAUUUGACCUUCAACAUCUCAUCUUGAAUUUUAAAAACGACCUCGCGCACAUCCAUUUGCACAACAAAUUGCAGGCUCUCGUCAAACCCAAAAAUGAUCCCGCGCACAACCGCGUGGACGAUGAAUUACAGGCUCUCCUCUGCCGACAAGACUACACAUCAGUAUUUGAAGCUGGUAUCGAGUCGCUCAACAGCUUGGUAGACGCCCUUAGAGUUCAUCUACCGGCACACCAGACUGCUUUCAAAGAUUCCUCGCAAGCUUUGAUCACUGCAAUCAUGAAUCAGCUCAUCGAUCUGCUUUUGGAGAUCAAUGCCAAUCGCGACGGAAACAUCGCGAAGUGGGCCACAUCUGACUCCAACAUCCGCAUAGCCAUGUCGAAACUCUCCCCUCUCCUUGUCAAUCAAGAAAUGUCAGAUGCGAGCUUUCCAUCUCCCAGUGGUGAUGCCUCCAGCGGAGUCUCUCCAGAGAGUAAGUUCAGCUCUCCAAAGCAUCCAACAGGGCUUCCAUCCACACAUUCCCUUGCAACAUAA
Molecule: messenger RNA, 570 nt
Organism: Exophiala bonariae
Lineage: Eukaryota; Fungi; Ascomycota; Eurotiomycetes; Chaetothyriales; Herpotrichiellaceae
Exons: 1
Coding region: 1-570 (189 amino acids)
Source: RefSeq, a predicted model, not a curated record